CCCAAGCAAGAGUUGUCAUCUUCAAAACAAGAAAGAAAAAGGGAACUCCAACAGUGUGAAUGAAAAAUGAGAGAAAUUCAGAAGAAAUGGAAAUUAAUGAAAAUUCCUAAGAGGGAAGGGGUCUGAUCUGAUAUUGGGGUGGGUGAAUUGAAAUAGCAACUAAAAAUAUUUCCAGUUUCAAGUAUAACUAAAAUGAAAUAGAAAGAUUUAGCUGAAGAUGUUACAAGUAGCUAAUCUGUAUGAAUGAUAGUAUAAGAACAAAGAAUUGUAGUUUAGAAAUCCAUCUUUAUUGUAUAAGCUGUUUCACUCUCAAUUCAUGGUCUUUUUCUUGUUCUCUUCACGCAGAACCUUUAACUUCACAACUUACUGUCGUUUCGCUUCCCUUGCUGACCUAGAUUCGCCCCUCGCUCUCCUCCGUCUUCUUCAGUUCUCCGCUCAUCGUCAAUCUCUGCAACUCACUAAGCAAUGCCAUGCCCAGAUCAGCGUUCUUGGAUUCAGUCAAAACCCAUUUUUGACCUCAAAACUCAUCUCUGCUUUUGCCGUCUGUGGCAGUCCAGCUGAGUCAAAACUCGUUUUUGAAUCGGUCCAACACCAAACUGUAUAUCUAUGGAACUCAUUAAUCAAUGGGUAUGUUAAAAAUCUCGGGUAUGAUGAUGCCUUUGGAUUAUUUAACGAAAUGUGUCGCGGGAGCGUAUUGCCUGAUGAUUUUACGCUUGCGACGAUAUUGAAGGCUUGUGGUGAUAUUGAAAAUCUGGAGGCUGGGAAAUUGGCUCACGGAAAAAGUGUACGACUUGGUUUUGUGUCAGAUACAGUUGUUGCUAAUUCUCUCUUGUCAAUGUAUUCAAAGUGUAGAGAAUUUGGGAACACCCGGAAUCUGUUCGAUGAAAUGCCGUACAGAAACGUGAGCUCUUGGAAUGUGCUUAUUUCGGCGUAUGCGAAUUUGGUAAAUGGUGAUUUUAAUGAGGACCCGUGGGAGGUUGUUAAAGUCAUGCAAACAGGUGGGGUUAAACCUGAUGCUUUCACUGUUUCUAGUCUUCUAUCAUUGUGUACUGUGGAUAUUGAGAAAUGUGAUUAUGGGAAGGAGCUUCAUUGUUAUGCUUUGAGAAAUAGAUUGGUUUUGGCAGUCACUUCAGAUGUUUAUCUGGGCUCUUGUUUGAUUGACAUGUAUUCAAGGAGCGGUAGAGUUGUACUGAGUAGAAGGGUCUUUGAUCAAAUGGAGAGUAGAAAUAUUUAUGCUUGGACGGCAAUGAUAGGCGGGUAUGCGCAGAAUGGAAUUUUGGAUGAAGCAUUGGUUCUUUUCCGUGAAAUGCUGGUUAGGGAUAGGAUAGUGCCAAACAAAGUUUCCCUCGUGAGUGUUCUUCCUGCUUGUAGUUCCCUGGCUGGUUUAUUGGGUGGAAAACAAAUUCAUGGUUUUGCUAUAAGGAAGAACUUGAACCAUGAUGUGGCUCUCUGCAAUGCUUUGAUGGACAUGUAUGCCAAAUCUGGCAGCUUGAAUUACGCAAGCCGUAUCUUUGAAGAUGGUUCUUUUAGUAAAGAUGCAGUCUCUUGGAGUACAAUGAUUUCAGGAUUUGGACUUCAUGGCAUGGGGGAGAAAGCUAUUCUUUUGUAUGAUCAAAUGCUUGAACUUGGGAAUAAACCAGACAUGAUAACAGUAAUUGGGGUUCUUUCAGCUUGUGGCAGGUCUGGGUUGGUGAAAGAAGGCCUUAGGAUAUAUAACUCGGCAAUAUGUAAAUAUAGCAUUAAGCCCACAUCUGAGAUCUGUGCUUGUGUUGUUGACAUGUUAGGUCGAUCAGGCCACCUUCAUCAAGCAUUGGCUUUUAUCAAUAAAAUGCCUGUGGAAGCUGGACCAAGUGUCUGGGGAGCUCUUGUUAGUUCUUCACUAAUACAUGGGAACUAUGCUAUGCAGGAUCUGGCAUAUAGGUUCCUCAUUCAAGUAGAACCCAGAAAUCCUUCAAAUUAUGUAGCAAUCUCGAAUUUACAUGCCUCUUCUAGAAAAUGGGAUGCUGUAGCUGAAGUGAGGACAAUGAUGCACCAAAAGGGUUUAAAGAAGGCACCUGGUUGCAGUUGGAUUAGUGUCAAUGGGAAGACUCAUUGUUUUUAUGUUGCUGAUCAAUUGCAUUCUCAGUCCAAUUCGAUAUAUAAGAUGCUGGAUGACCUUUUAUUAGUGAUGAAGAGAGCUGGUUAUUCCCGAUUAUUUUGAGGAUUAGAUAUGUCCCUGGAUUUUGAAGAUCGAUAAUAGAAAUAUGCGGCAGCAUUCAUAGGUUGAGUUGCAGAUUAAUCUUCUAAGGUUGAGUUUUUUUCGGUGAUUUGCUAAUUAUGGUUCUUCCAAUCUGAUACUGUUGUUGAUUUCAGGUAGGGUAGCUAAACAGAAACUAACCCUGAAUAUAAAAAUAUAUAUAUGUAUAUGUGUUUAUAUGUA
Messenger RNA from Carica papaya (papaya), 2419 nucleotides. RefSeq names its product pentatricopeptide repeat-containing protein At3g12770-like. The record is from RefSeq and is a predicted model, not a curated record. Lineage: Eukaryota; Viridiplantae; Streptophyta; Magnoliopsida; Brassicales; Caricaceae. Gene Ontology annotation, biological process: RNA modification. Gene Ontology annotation, molecular function: protein binding; RNA binding. Gene Ontology annotation, cellular component: intracellular membrane-bounded organelle.